Oreochromis niloticus (Nile tilapia) is the source of this 1373-nucleotide messenger RNA. RefSeq names its product heterochromatin protein 1-binding protein 3-like. Gene Ontology annotation, molecular function: DNA binding; nucleosome binding. The transcript has 4 exons. Gene Ontology annotation, biological process: nucleosome assembly; heterochromatin organization. The record is from RefSeq and is a predicted model, not a curated record. Gene Ontology annotation, cellular component: nucleus; nucleosome; chromosome. Lineage: Eukaryota; Metazoa; Chordata; Actinopteri; Cichliformes; Cichlidae. Bases 194 to 1012 code for a protein of 272 amino acids.
AUUCUGCACUCGGGCUUCAUUGUUCUUUUAUACUUUUGCAUAGAGGUAAACGACAGGUUGUUUCUUUGUAUGUGAGAGAGCUGCAGACUUUGUUUCCUAAAAUGCUUAUACCCACCAGCUGAAGCGUACCGGCAACAAGGUCCUGCUCAAGGGUGGCACCUUGGAGGACGCCAUCACAACUGCUAUCACAGCCAUGAAUGAACCUAAAACCUGCAGCACCACAACUCUAAGGCGAUACCUUUUAGACGCCAACAAGGACAGAAAGGAGUACCAGUUAGUGGCCAAUCUUCGGAGGACCCUGACAAAGUGUAAAGUACUUGGAUGGAUGGAGCAGAUUACUGGUCACGGCUUCAACGGGACCUAUCAGCUGUCGUUCCCUUUUUACCCAAGUCCCACCAUCCUGUACCCAGACAAGUUCAAAGAAAUUCCAAAGAAAGACGCUGCACCUCCAACCAAGCGAAGGCGAACAGUUGAAUCUUCAGACGAAGACAAGGAAGAAUCAGAAGAAGAGGAAGAGUCUGAGGAUGAAGCCCCAGCCCGUAAGAGGAAACCUCAGAAGAGGCCUCCACCCAAGGCUCGUCGUCCUCCUCCAACCAAGAAAUCUUCGAGCGCAAGUCAGUCAAAAGCUAAAGGCAGAGGACGUUCGCUCGCAAAGAAGUCUCCAGCCAAGAAAGCAGCAUCUUCGGCCAAGAGCUCGGGAAAAAAACAAUCAGCCCCUAAGAAGGAAUCCGAGUCGCCAUCUAAAGCCACACCUGUCAAGAGAGGCGCCCCUGCAAAAAAGCCCAAGACACCAGCUGUUAAAAAGCUAAACAAAAGGGGGCCAAGCGACCUGUGUCCAAGGAGUCGUCCCCCAAGGAGCCUACAGCCACAAAGGAGACGACAAGGAGCGGGUCCAAGCGCUCCAAGGCCGAAGAGUCGCCUCCUGAGGCGCCCGCAGCUAAAAAGCAGGCGACCAAAAGUGGAUCCAAACGGCCCGAGCCCGCAGAGUCGUCCCCUGCAGAGCCCGCAGUGAAAAAAGGGGCCAAGAGCAGCAAGCAGUCUGCUCGCAAGUCUAAGAGAGGGAAGUACUGAACCCAGGAGUGUCUUCUACAAACUGGGCUGAAUAUCCAGCAGUCUGCCGCCUAAGUUUCAGUGCUCUCUCUCUCUUUAUAUCAUUGUUUUUUCCCUCUUUAUGGGGCAGUAGGGUUUUGUUUUUUUAUUUCGAUUGUAGAAUAAGAAUCUUAUCCUACCAGUUAAUUGAACUUUGAGAGUUUCUGGAUUUUAUUUUUUAAUCGCAGUGUGUAGAAAAGCUCCGUUAGUGUUAUCGGCGAGGCUGCCGUCUUGGGAGACUGUAGGAACAUCAAGCAUACUUUAAAACUAGAGCCACGUAGUGA